Trachemys scripta elegans is the source of this 4064-nucleotide messenger RNA. Its product is annotated as growth arrest-specific protein 1-like. Gene Ontology annotation, biological process: regulation of cell cycle. The record is from RefSeq and is a predicted model, not a curated record. The transcript has a single exon. NCBI's taxonomy places the organism in Eukaryota, Metazoa, Chordata, Testudines, Emydidae. The coding region runs from base 603 to 1373 and encodes 256 amino acids.
GAAAGGGAACAAUGGGUCUGCAACUGCCUGGAAGAUGAAUGGAAAAGAUUUCCCCCGUCACUGGGUGUGGGGGUCCCCCCGCCCCCCACCCAGAGGGAUGGUAGAAGCGCAGCGCCAGCACUUUGUACCGGGGAUCUGACCGCGGAGUGCACCGGGACCGGGGGGAACAUGCACCCGGGGGCCUGACUGCACUGCAAAGUGGGGGCGUGCAACCGGGCAUCUGACUGCACCGUGAACCGGAUAGCGGGGCAAGCAACCGGGCACCUGACUGCACAGGUCAGCCGGGCGUGCACCGGGCAUCUGACUACAGCGGUCACCGAGGCGUGCAACCGGGCACCUGACUGCACCGUGCACCGGACAGCGGGUCUGCGCCAGCCCAACUUGUGACUGGGAUCCGACGGCCACUUGCUCUAGGACGGGGGAGCCCGCCACCGGAACCAGCACUGGGCCCUUCGAGUCACCUGGGGACGGCCCGCUCGGACUGCAGUCGAGCUGUGCCUGGCGGAGCAGGCGGCAGCUGUUGCCUGGCCCCGGGGUAGGAGCGCAGGCUGGAGGCGGAGCCGGGCGCUGGAGCGCAUGGAGCCUGGGGCGCCGCUCGCUCCAUGUGGCUGUUCCUGCCGCUGCUGCUGUGUUGGGGCCGCGCUGGCGGCGGCGCCCCGGGGGAGCCCUGCUGGGAAGCGCUGCUCCGCUGCCAGGACGAGCCGGACUGCGGCUCCGCCUAUAGCCAGUCGCAGGCGGCCUGCGAGCCGGUGCUGGCCGGAGCCGGAGGAGGGGAGCCCCCCGGCGGCUGCCCCAGCCACUGCAUCGGGGCGCUGGUGCGGCUGAACCGCAGCCGGAGCGGCCCGGCCCUGGAGCGCUGCGAGUGCGGGCAGGACGCGCGCUGCCGCCGGCUGAAGGCGGCCAUCGAGCCGUGCCUGCCCCGGCCCUCCCGCAGCGGCCUGGGCUGCACGGCCGCCCGCUUCCGCUGUCAGCAGGAGCCCGCCUGCCGGGAGCCGCUGGACGCCUACUUGGCCCGCUGCGGGCAGCUCUUCAACGGGCGGCGCUGCACGGCCGCCUGCCGGGCCGCCAUGGGGCAGCUGCUGGCCGCGCCGGGGGGCCCCGCGCUGGAGCGCUGCGUUUGCGACGGGCCCGAGCGCCCCUUCUGCCAGGUGCUCAAGGCCAACAUGGGCCGCCUGUGCUCCGGGCCGCCCGCCGAGCCGGGCCCGGAUGAGGACUACCGGGACGAGGAGCGGCUCCUGCGGGAAGAGGACGAGGGGCCGGGCGCGGGCGGCGCCUGGGUGCGCUCCGGGAGCCGCUCUCGGGACGCGCCGGCCUGGCGCGCCCUGGCACUGGGGGCCCUGCCGCUGGGGCUCCGGCUCCUCUCCUGGCCCUAGGCCGGGCUGCUCGGAGCCUGGCCCGGGGCUGACUCAGGGGGGGUCGAAGCGAGCUGGUGAGCAGCACCACGCGGAGGGGCCCCCUAGCGUUGGAGGUGGCUGCCAUGAGCUGGAGCAGGGGUCCCGGCUGACACUCAGGGUCGCUAGCCACCCGGAGGGCCCCGUUUAGAGGCGCCUUUCCCGGCACUGGGACUCUGGGUGCUUGUCCAGCAUUUCUCCACGGGCUGAGGUUUCCAUAGGGGUAGAGGUGGCUGGAGGGGCCGAGAUGCCUUUUCCUUGGACCCCGGAAACAUCAUUUUCUCUUUCACCGGAGGAGAGAUGCGGCAGGUGACUAGAGCCUACCAGGGGAGCCCAGCCAGGGACUGAGUCUGUUCUCUAUAUACUGCUCACCCUAAAUUCUCAGUUCCAGGGGAAGAGCUAGUUUGAGGGACACUAGAGGGAUCAGAAAAUGCUGUAAUCCCCAUUCUUGCUCUUGUGUGUGGUUCAUACCUGUGGACAUAGGUAUUCACCCAGAGGGGAGCUCUCCAUUCCAAACACUAGGGCUAACAGAAGCCAGGAAAUCUUCAAACAUCUGGUUACAAAGCAUUGAAUUGAGGAUGGCCCCACACUGUCCCAGCUGUUCAGGGCUCAUGAGUCAGGCUCCAAGAAAUUGAGACUGGCUAGAAAAAAUUGUGAGAUUUAAAAAACUAGGAGUUAUUUUUCUUUGCCUUUGGGUUUUGAGCCUUUCGAGGGUCGUGUUUUUACACCCAGCCACAAGGGCAAGACAUUUCCUUCAUUAAAGAAAUGAAAGUUUGGAGUCUUAUGUGAUGACAGAUUUAAGUACAGCGCAAGACUUGCAAUAGUUUUGCAAUGAGUUGGCAAUACUGUGUUGGGAAGAGAGGGUCUUGUCUAAUGCUUAGAGCAGAAGAUGAGGAAUCUGGAUGCUUGGAUUCUAUUUCUAGCAUUUCACUGGGUGAACUUAAGCAAAAUUACAUAAAUUGCACACCAAGAUUGAGAGUGGCUUUCAAAGCACAUGGCAGCAAAACAGAGUUAGCAGAGGCACAUUUUCCAGGCACAGGUUUGCAGUGUCCAUAAGGCCCGGCCCUCUCUCUCUGCCUUAGUUUACCCCAUCUGUGAAAUGGGUUUAAUAAUAAUAAUUCCUAUCUCACAGAAGUAUUGGCAGAAUGAACCAAAAUAAUUGACAAAGCCCUGGCUGAGAUGAUUUAGUUGAGAUUGGUCCUGCUUUGAGCAGGAGGUUGGACUAGAUGGCCUCCUGAGGUCCCUUCCAACCCUAAUCUUCUAUGAUUCUAAUUACCUGGUUGAUCCCCACUAGCAGCCUAUGGCAAACAUGCUCUCGCAACCUCCUAGUUGCUGGGACCUACAGGGCAUGGCAUGAAGGGAGCUGAAAGCCCAUCAGUGGUGGGCAGCCCCUGACCCCUGUUUGGCCAUCACAGACCUAGGGAAAUAGGGGAAAGAGGAAUCCAAUAGCCCAGGGUGAAUGUGAGCGCCCUUUUGCCAUCCAAGCUGAGCACUUCACUUCUUAUUCCCUCCUGCUCCCUAUAGUCCAUAGCCAGGAAACUUAUCGGUAUAAAUUAAUUUUAGCAGAAUUUUUAUAACCCUGACAAUAACUACAGUGAUCAUGCCAAGGCCUGCAGGUCUAUGUAGUAAACCUAGUCUCUGGUACCGUACACCCCCGUGCAAGCCCACUGGGAUUGCUUUCUCUCUGUAGCAUGCUUCUUCCUUGUAGGCCUGAGCUUUCCAAUGACUUCAGAUUGGACCCUGGGUGUACAAGUGAUACUCUCCUGUGGCUCACAUCCUGAUGUGCCAGAACAGGGACAUCCAGACAUGCGGACCCCCAAGUAUGCUGGGAAGUCUUAGGGUUACACCUAACAUCUGUAUAAGCUCACAAUUUGUUUUAACUAAAAACCAAAUGCAGUGAGUCUCAGAGCCUGGGUCAGUUGACUGAGGUUCGCAGGGCUCGGCUGUGGGGCUCAAAAUAGCAGUGUAGACCUUUGGGCUCGGGGUGGAGCCCAUGCUCUGAGACCUACCUGCGCUCACAGGCUCUUAGAGCCCAAAUGUCUACACUGCAAUCUUCAGUCCCACAGACCAAGCCCUGGGAGCCCAAGUCAGCUGACCCAGGCCAGGCCCAGCCAUCUGGUGGGGCUUUUAGUGCAGUGUAGACGUAUCCAUAGCCUCUAGAGCAUGCCAUAGGGUUGAGCUGGUCCAAGGGUCACCCUCUGGUUACUCAUGUUUUGGAGCUACUUAAAAAAACAUUUGCCCUCUCUUCUAGGUGCUCCAUUGCUUUUAAUGCAUGCAAAGCCGCAGAUCCUCAACUGCAACCAGACUUUGGCUAACCAUUGUGAAUAUGUAUAUUGCUUGGAACUUCUUUUCCUGCACACAUAUUUUGUACAGAAAGUAGGGGGCUAACCUGAGGUUAUUUAAAUUGUAAAAUAAGCAUAACCCUGUCACUGUAAAAUCUUUACUUUUUUCUAAUUCAUCAUUAGAACAUGUAUUUUUGGUACAAUUUCGAUAAAAGUUUUUGACAAAGUUACAAUAUUGGCUUGGGUAUCUUGAAUCUCCUUAGAAUUCUUCUGGAGCUGUGGGAGCGGGGAGUGGACACAGAUUAAUUGCAGGUGCCCAAGACUGGCUUUUUUUUUUAAGGGGUUCCCCUGGCAAAGUUAUUCUUGGAGGCUGACAGCAAAUGUGGGCUGG